Morus notabilis is the source of this 792-nucleotide messenger RNA. RefSeq names its product cell wall / vacuolar inhibitor of fructosidase 1. Gene Ontology annotation, molecular function: enzyme inhibitor activity. Bases 217 to 792 code for a protein of 191 amino acids. Gene Ontology annotation, biological process: negative regulation of catalytic activity. The record is from RefSeq and is a predicted model, not a curated record. Lineage: Eukaryota; Viridiplantae; Streptophyta; Magnoliopsida; Rosales; Moraceae. The transcript has a single exon.
GUGAGCAAUUUUCCAGACCAAGAACACCCAAAAAGUGCCUACUAAAGACAACACUCUAACCAAAUACAAACAUGUGAUCCUACUGAUUUGACCUCAAUACACCAAAAAGCAACCACAACCCAGAAAAACUCCCCAUUUUCCCCCAACAGAAAAAAGAAGCCCCCUCUAUAAAAUCACAUCUAAAAACACCAUAGCGAAUAAACAAAACCAAGCAAAAUGAGGUACGCAAUUUCUAUACUUGUUUUCCAUGUUGCCCUUUUCAUUUCACUCCAAUUCAUCCACUGCUAUAACACUCAUGCCCUUCACUUAGAUGAUGAUCAUGAUGGUGAUGAUCAAGGCACAGAUUUGAUAGAGAAAACAUGCAAGAGAACACCCCAUUAUGACUUAUGUGUGUCAUCUCUAGAAUCAAACCCUGAAAGCUCAGGUGCUGAUCUAAGAGGGCUGGCCCGCAUAAUGGUUGAUCUUGUCCUCUCAAAGGCAACUGAAACUCUUGACUACAUAAGGAGUCUUCUGAAGCAAGAGCCAGACCCAGAAUUGGAGAAAUCUUUGGCUUACUGUGCUGAGCUUUACAUCCCAGUAGUGAAGUACAGCCUUCCACAAGCCAUUGAUGCACUACUUGGAGGCCACUUUGGUUUUGCCAAUUAUGGCAUUUCUGAUGCUGCAAAGCAGGCCAACGCUUGUGACAAGAACUUUUCCAAAUCAAGCACUUCUCCUCUUGCUGAGAAGAACAGUCUUCUUAAUGAUCUUUCAGAAGUUGCUGCAGCCAUUAUUAGUAUAUUGUUAAAAGGUUGA